This is a messenger RNA of Didymosphaeria variabile, 1233 nucleotides long. RefSeq lists its product as uncharacterized. The coding region runs from base 1 to 1233 and encodes 410 amino acids. NCBI's taxonomy places the organism in Eukaryota, Fungi, Ascomycota, Dothideomycetes, Pleosporales, Didymosphaeriaceae. The record is from RefSeq and is a predicted model, not a curated record. The transcript is spliced from 2 exons.
AUGGUGUCCAAGAUCAUUCUUCUUUCGGCCGUUGUGGCCUACGUCGAGGCUCGCUUCGGCCAGGAACAGGUCCCCAUCCAGGCCAUCUCUGCCGUCCAGGGUGGUGAUCCUGGUGCUGCGGCUACCAUUGCUGGUGGUGCUAUCUCUGAUCUCCUCGGCGCGGCCAACUCUUGCGCUAAGCUCGCGACCGCCGACAAGAUCGUCUCUGACCUCGGAGGAGGCGCUGAUGCCAUCGCCGCAGCUAUCGGCAUGGUCACCGCUGAGAAGAACACCAACCCCUUCGCCAACAACAACACCCAGAACGUCUGCGGUGAUGCCACUCUCCCUGCUACUCCUGAGCUCCGUGGUAUCACUCCUCUCAUCGACCCCGAUGUCGACGCCAAUGGCGAUGUUGCAGCGCUCAGCAAGCAGACUGCCGGCGCCCCGCUCGAUGCCACUGGCAAGAGCGUGUUUGAUCUGUUGAACGAUGCUGGAUUCGGCGACCUCGUCGUUUCUCAGGCUGCCGCUGGAGGUGCGGCCGCUGGUGGAAAUGCGGAUGCUGGAAAUGCGGCAGCUGGAAACGACAAUGCCAACCAGAACGCCGGAGAUGCGAAUGCCAAUGCUGGAAGUGCGAAUAACGCAACCGCUGAUGCCAACGCUGGAGACAACGCUGCUGAUAACUCGGGAGCUGCUUGCAAUGCCGGAAACGCGGCCUCUGGCAGCGACAACGCGAAUGCUGGAUCCGCAAACCAGACUGCUGACAGCGGAAACGCCAACGCCGACCAGAACGCAGGAGACGCCGCAGCCAGCAACUCCACCGGCGCAGCCACCGGUGGCGCCGCCUCCUCCGCAGGCUCCAUCCUCACCGGCGACGAAGACUUCGGCUCCUGCACCCCCACCAUCAUCUUCGAAGCCGGACAAAACGGGCGCAAAGCGGACGAAUUCACUUUCCAGAUUGCUGAUGCUACUGCUCGUGGUGGCCAGCAGGACGCCCUCAACCCCAACAUCAUCACCAACGCGCUCUGCAACCAGCUCACCAAUGUGUGCGGCGCCAACGACGCGGCGGUCACUACCUGCGGACAGGCUAAGCAGCUCGUUGCUGAUGCGGGUACGCGCGACAAGAGCACUGCUGAUUUGUUCAACACGGCGCUUGGGUUUGCGGGUGCUGUUACGAACCCGGAUGGUGGACCGGCAGAUAAGAGCGAUGCUGCUGCCGCUGCUAAGAGGACUAUCACUAGGAGGUUCAAGGCUUAG